Messenger RNA from Mesocestoides corti, 1314 nucleotides. The record is from the annotation of a GenBank genome assembly. Lineage: Eukaryota; Metazoa; Platyhelminthes; Cestoda; Cyclophyllidea; Mesocestoididae.
AUGCAGUCGACACUCCGGUACGGUGAGAAACCCAUUGAGUUUCAGUUGGAGACUGAUGGGGAAUUUUACUACCUGGCUUCCGAGGUUGGACGCUACUUGCGAUUGUUCCGAGGCGAACUGUUGAAACGUUAUCCAAACCUAUGGAAACGACUUGCCACACCGGAAGAACGCGAAAAGCUGGUCGCGAUGGGUCUCGCGACCCCGAUCACGGCCUUAAAUGCCACGAUCUUAAGGGCAAUCGAAGUUGACGAAUUGAUCGGCGGUGGGGAAGAUCGCUUCAAGUCUUUCGAGGGUUUCUCCGGAACCGGACUUAAUGGCACAGUAAAUUCGAUUGCUCCGAGCGCCAUUCGUCCGAAUCUGGCGAAUUCAUCAGCCUCCGCAUCUGGUGGGGCCUUCGGCUCAGCGACAACCACAGCGGGAAUCGUUGGCGCCGGCGACGCACUUGGCCAGGCCUCGGGCACGCCGGUCAAAGCCGGCGCAAACACCAAUAUCUCGCGUGGAGCCAACUCCCUGUCGGGCCGUUGGGUUUCCUCCGUGCCCAACACUUCCUUCCACCUCGACUCCGUCCCCUGUCCCACUCCCAUCGGGGCUGGCGCCAGUGCUGCUCGCUCUCGAUCAAAUAAGACCACCAGUAAGGUCUCCAGUUUUCCCAUCUGCUUGGACGACUCCGAUCCAGUGGCGUAUCACGAGAACGCCCAACAACCAGAGCACCUGGUUCCCAUCAGGCUAGACAUCGAAUUCGACGGAGUGAAGUUGAGAGACUGUUUCACCUGGAACCGCACCGAACAGCUCAUCACCCCGGAGCAGUUCGCUGAAAUCCUCUGCGACGACCUCGACCUCAACCCGAUCUCCUUCGUUCCCGCCAUCUCCCAGGCAAUCCGACAGCAGGUGGCAGCCCACCCGGUGGAGAAUAUCCUCUCCGGUCAGACGGACACGCGUGUCAUCAUCCGCCUGAACAUUCACGUCGGCAACAUGUCGUUGGUGGACCAGUUCGAGUGGGACCUCUCCGAGCCCUCCAACUCACCCGAGCAGUUCGCUGCGCGUCUCUGUGCGGAGUUGGGUCUGGGCGGGGAGUUCGUCACUGCUGUGGCCUACAGCAUCCGCGGACAGCUGGCUUGGCACCAGAGGCUCUAUGCCUUCACUGAAUCUCCGUUGCCGACAAUCGACGUGGUCUACCGCAGCCCCAAUGAGGCCGAUCAGUGGAGUCCGAUCGUGGAGGUGCUCACCGACGCCGAGAUGGAGAAGAAGAUCCGCGAUCAGGACCGCAAUACUCGACGCAUGCGUCGCCUGGCCAACACUCAGCCAAGUUGGUAG